UUUGCAAAGGCGUGGCGGGGAGAGUGUGAAUGUCAGCGUGGAAGGGAAUCAAAGCACUUGAAUCCAAGUAAAAAGAGGACCAAAGAGAAGGGGAGGUGGACAGCACCUUCUUCCGAGAGGCCUUGCGCCGCGAGCAUUACCGGAUGCGUGCCCUCGAGCACAGGUCCGGCUGGGCGUGGAGGCCCCUGGAGCUUUGCUGGUGGUAGCGCUCAGCGGAGCGGGUUUCUGAGAACAUGAUUUGUUCUUUUCUGCGAGCUGUACAGUAUACGGAGAAGCUGCACAGGUCCUCGAGGAAGCGCUUGUCUUUGCCACGCUUUGUACUUAGCAGAGCUUGCUUGAGGACGGAGCCCAGUUUGCGAUGGGGGCUGCACGAGCCGAAAACGGUGCGACCUGGCUGUGCCCUUGGAGUCACCCCGAGGACCAUCUGGACGCAGGGACGGGGUGCCCAGAGAGCAAAGGAGGACAGCAGCAAGCAGGUGUCCGUGCACAGUCAGAGAGGGGACACCGCCAUCUCAACGGCACAGAAAGUUAAAGAAGCUGGAAGAGAUUUUACCUAUUUAAUGGUGGUGCUUAUUGGAAUCGGCAUUACAGGUGGCCUGUUCUAUGUGAUUUUCAAGGAGCUUUUUUCUUCAUCCAGCCCUAAUAAGAUCUAUGGGAAAGCCUUAGAAAAGUGCAGGUCCCAUCCCGAGGUGAUAAGUGUCUUUGGGGAGCCCGUUAAAGGCUAUGGGGAGAUGACGAGACGUGGGCGCAGGCAGCACGUCAGUUUUAUUGAGUAUGUGAAAGAUGGGCUGAGACACAUGCGUGUGAAAUUCUACAUCCAGGGCUCCGAGCCCGGGAAGCAGGGGACGGUGCACCUGGAGGUGAAGGAGAACCCGGAAAGUGGUGAAUACGAAUUUCGAUACAUAUUUGUAGAACUGGAAGGCUACCCUAGAAGAACUAUUGUCAUUGAAGACAACCGGUCCUGAGCGGGUGCGCGGAUCGGCACGCGUGCCCGCUCCUGGUGCGUGUCCGUGGCGCGGACUCCCGGCCUGGUCUCCGUGGCUCUCCCGCGCGGUCGGUCUGAGCAGACGGGAAGUAUGUGUAGCUCGUCACAGUGAACCGACUGGGUGGUGGUUGCCUUCAGACACGCUGAAUUAGAGAUUCUCUUACAGAGUCAAAGAAUCAUGAACUAGAGCAUAUUUUAGGUAAUCAUGGGCAGUCUUUUGCUCUACUUAACAUGUUCCAUAAGAAGUUUUUG
Molecule: messenger RNA, 1237 nt
Organism: Molossus molossus (Pallas's mastiff bat)
Lineage: Eukaryota; Metazoa; Chordata; Mammalia; Chiroptera; Molossidae
Gene: TIMM21
Product: translocase of inner mitochondrial membrane 21
Exons: 6
Coding region: 234-965 (243 amino acids)
Biological process (GO): protein import into mitochondrial matrix
Cellular component (GO): TIM23 mitochondrial import inner membrane translocase complex
Source: RefSeq, a predicted model, not a curated record